CACAGUGGGCCCUCCCAACAGGAUGAUGUCAUCUCUACAAAGUGCGCAGCCAUUUUGUUAGCUAGCUUGAGGUUAUAGAGGUUAGCCGUGUGCUGCUGCAUUGUAUGUUGUCUUUACGCUUUUGUACGUAAAUCUGAACGAACAAGAUACUUUGUCGAUGUUGAUGUAAGCGUACAGUUCUCAGCCACACACUCGCAGACAAGAGGCGGACUCGUGCGUUUGUUGAUAGUGAACACUGCGCGAAACUGAAUGGUCAUUCAUCUUUCAAGCCGUCUUGGGUUUGCUAGCUUGUUAGCUAGCUAGCUGACUAACGUGUUUACGCGUGCUGCGAGCGGAGAAGAAAGCUAGUGACUGUUACAGCGUUGUUGAGUGAAUGUUUGCGUCUCACAAAGUUUGUCUGUUUACGUUUGAGUACCUUUGUGUUUCAGUGGCGUCUCUCAGCUAUCUGAAGUAACGUUAAUCUACAGCGACGACCGACGCUACAGACUCUUGUGCAUCAUUCCCUGAUUGAACUUUAGCUCCAUCGGCUGCUUCCACUCGGACCAGCGACCGACCAUUUAGAGACCAUGUCAGAGUUGUACAUUCGUGUGGCCGAAGAUGAAAACGAGGAGCCCAUGGAGAUCCCUUCAGAGGACGAUGGCACUAUUUUGCUGUCGUCGGUAGCGGCACAGUUUCCAGGAGCGUGCGGGCUGCGAUACAGGAACCCAGAGUCCCAGUGUAUGAGGGGGGUCCGGCUCGUGGAGGGGGUCCUGCAUGCACCCGAGAACGACUGGGGAAACUUGGUCUAUGUCGUCAAUUACCCUAAAGAUAACAAGAGAAAGAUGGAAGAAAUAGAUGCUGCCUCAGCCGUGAAAGUGAAAAGGGGAUUUCAGAAGACAUCAGAUCUCAUUGUCCUCGGGCUGCCGUGGAAAACAACAGAACAAGACCUGAAAGAUUAUUUCACUACCUUUGGGGAGGUCAUCAUGGUGCAGGUCAAGAGAGAUUUAAAGACUGGCAACUCCAAAGGGUUUGGGUUUGUCCGGUUCACUGAGUAUGAGACACAAACCAAAGUGAUUGCUCAGAGACACAUGAUUGAUGGACGAUGGUGUGACUGCAAACUUCCCAACUCAAAGGCGUGUCCCGAUGAGCCCAUGCGGAGCCGUAAAAUCUUUGUUGGCCGCUGUACAGAGGACAUGACAACCGAUGAGCUGAGGCAGUACUUCAUGCAGUACGGCGAAGUCACUGAUGUCUUCAUCCCCAAACCUUUCCGGGCUUUUGCAUUUGUCACGUUUGCCGAUGACCAGGUUGCCCAAGCCCUGUGCGGAGAGGACUUGAUCAUCAAGGGCAUCAGUGUGCACAUCUCCAAUGCUGAGCCCAAACACAAUAAUAGUAGGCAAAUGAUGGAUCGAGGGCGGUUUGGGGCUGGUGGGUUCAGUCAGGGCUAUGGCAGUAAUCGCGGUGGGAUGGGCAGCGGUAGUGGUGGGGUUAACUUUGGGGCUCUCGGUCUGAACCCGGCAAUGGUGGCUGCUGCUCAGGCAGCGCUGCAGAGCAGCUGGGGAAUGAUGGGCAUGCUGGCUAACCAGCAGGGUCUGACCACAACGGCAGGCACACCCACUACAACCCGAGACCAGACCUAUAGCUCUUCCAGCACCAGUUACAGCAGCCCCAGCUCAGCUAGCCUCGGUUGGGCUGCAGGCGCUAACACGGCCUCCAGCGGUGGCUUCAGCUCUGGCUUUGGCACCUCUAUGGAGUCUAAGUCUUCUAGUUGGGGAGUUUAGAUAGAUUAGAGUUGCGCUUUUCUGUUGCUAUUAGGCUAAUCUGGUAAGUAUACAUGCAGUGGGGAACUGCUUAUAUCUUGUGUUCCUAUUAUUAAAAUAUACUGCCUUUUAUUUUGUUAAAGAGAGAAUUUAUACUUACGUGUGACUGAUAAUGUAGUCAUGCAUUGAGUGGGUGAAAAGUUUAGUUUGUUAGUGGAAACUGCCACACUGCAUUUUGUUUUGAUUUUAAAUGUUAAACACAGAUCACUGUGCAUGAGAGAUAAAUAUUUAUAAACAUGCACGAGUAUCUUGAGAGCCCCCUCGUCCCCUUGUAAAAUGAGCUUGAUAUAAUUGUAUAUCUGUAUGCAGUUCAUUGCUUCUUUUUGUUUUGACGUCAUUUGGAAACGCCUUCAUGAAAAUCUCUUCUGCAGUUCACCAACUCUUUCCCAAUUUCCCGGGAGGAAGCGCCUCAUUGGCUGCAAUGUUCGACAGAUCUCAGUAUCAAUUCCCCUCUUCCCAUGUGUAAAUGCUUUGCCAUCAAAGAACACAGCUUCACUCUGCAUAUACUGUGUUAGACGGGACCUCGGACAUGGACAGCCCAGGUUUUCGUCAGAAUCCAGGUUGGAGUCAGUUAUGGAGAAGCUGAAGACAUUGUUGGGUGGGCCGGCACAAACCAAAACCAACAAUGGAAUUGCUGCACGACUGCCUUAGUCCUGAAAAGGAUCUUCUUCACUUCACUAGCAAGAAACCUCGGACCAUCCCGUAAUCAAAUUUAGAGCGGACCAUACUCAAUUGGGCAGAGGUAUUUGUUCAUACCUACAAAUGUCACAAAUAGGACCGAAGUCACUUCAACAGUUUGGCAGCGGUCAUUCUUAUUUUUCCCAAAACCUGUGAAACACAAAGUCUGCCUUUUAAUCUGAAACAUGCAUUUCUGUCAGUGAAUGCUUUUAUUCUUUGUCCUCGUAACACUCACUGUUAACUUAUGAAAGUAUUAUCUGGUAGGUUUCUUUUCAAUGUGAUCAAAAAGCAUUUCAACAAGGCAAGAUGUUUCUGUUAUUUUUUUUUUUAUCCUGAUUGUAAAGUGGAUGGAAUGUAUCACUAAGAGAUUUAAAAAAGGGAUUUAAACAACUGAUUGAACAUGCCAGCAGGAAUUUUCACUUUCUGUAUUGAGAUAUUUUAGUAUUGCGGUGUAAAAUAAACAGGUUUUUGAGUUUUUAA
Messenger RNA from Anoplopoma fimbria (sablefish), 2954 nucleotides. It is a transcript of the gene tardbpa, whose product is annotated as TAR DNA binding protein a. Gene Ontology annotation, biological process: regulation of gene expression. Bases 567 to 1757 code for a protein of 396 amino acids. Gene Ontology annotation, cellular component: nucleoplasm. NCBI's taxonomy places the organism in Eukaryota, Metazoa, Chordata, Actinopteri, Perciformes, Anoplopomatidae. The transcript is spliced from 6 exons. The record is from RefSeq and is a predicted model, not a curated record. Gene Ontology annotation, molecular function: RNA binding.